Spirodela intermedia is the source of this 1014-nucleotide messenger RNA. Lineage: Eukaryota; Viridiplantae; Streptophyta; Magnoliopsida; Alismatales; Araceae. The record is from the annotation of a GenBank genome assembly.
AUGAUCGGAGUGAACUAUGGACGUCUGGGGACUAAUAUCCCAUCCCCUGCGGCGGCCGUGAAGCUCCUCUCCUCAUUAUCAGUAACCCAUGUGAAGAUCUUCGACAUGGAUGCAUCCGUGAUCAGAGCUUUCGCCAACACAGGAAUUUUUCUGUCUCUGUGCGUCCCGAACGGCAACAUAUCGUCACUGGCCUCGGAUCAAUCCUCGGCAGACCACAUUAUCAGGCAAUUUGUGCUCCCUUUCUAUCCGAAAACCAGGAUAUCUUCGAUCUCCGUCGGGAACGAGGUCUCCAUGCUCCCGGAAUUCGCCGCCUCGCUCCUCCCGGCGAUGAAAAAUCUCCACAGAUCCUUGACGGCAUUCCGAUUGCAGAGUGUGAUCAAGGUUUCCACCACUAACUCCUUGGCAGUGCUGGCCAUCAGGUUCCCUCCUUCGCUCGCUGUGUUUCAGGAGUCAAUCGCAGAGCCCGUUCUUCGCCCUCUGCUGUCAUUUCUUGCGGAGACGGGGUCCCCUUUCAUGGUGAAUCUCUACCCAUACCUGACCUUCAUGGAGAUUCCCUACAUCCCCCUCGGUUUUGCUCUGUUCUCGGAGAACACAGAGAGCGGCUUCAGCUUCACAGACCCCAACACCGGGCUCACGUACACGAAUCUGUUCGAUCUUCUCGUCGAUUCCUUGAACUCUGCUGCGUUUUCUCUCGGAUUCUACAACCUCCGCCUCGUUGUGACUGAAACCGGAUGGCCGUCGCAAGGUGGAGAAGGCGACGGCGCCGCCUCCAUGCGCAACGCCGCCGCUUUCAACCAGAAGCUGGUGAAUCACGUCGCCGGGAUUCCGAUCAAGGGGACGCCUCUGAGACCUGGUUACCCCGUCGUGACCUACAUAUUCGCCCUCUUUGAUGAAGACCUGAAAGAGGGAGCCCCCACGGAGAGGCACUGGGGGCUGUUCUUCGCCAAUGGAACGAAGAAAUACCAGAUCAGCUUCCUCCCCAAACCUCCGUCUGUCUCUGAUGUGACCCAUUAG